This is a messenger RNA of Cokeromyces recurvatus, 1686 nucleotides long. RefSeq names its product DnaJ C terminal domain-containing protein. Gene Ontology annotation, molecular function: Hsp70 protein binding. Gene Ontology annotation, biological process: protein refolding. NCBI's taxonomy places the organism in Eukaryota, Fungi, Mucoromycota, Mucoromycetes, Mucorales, Mucoraceae. The transcript has 6 exons. Bases 194 to 1327 code for a protein of 377 amino acids. The record is from RefSeq and is a predicted model, not a curated record. Gene Ontology annotation, cellular component: cytosol; cytoplasm.
CUUUCUCCCUAUUAUUUUAUUUAUUUUCCUUUAAUUAUCAUUCUAUUAGAAAAAUGGUUGUAGAAACUAAAUAUUACGAAAUUUUAGAAGUAACAACUGAUGCUACAGAUCAUGAGAUUAAAAAAGCUUAUAAAAAAUUGGUAAAUGAAUAUAUCAUAUAAUAAUGUAUGUGUUAAUAAAUUUAUUAUAGGCUAUGAAAUAUCAUCCUGAUAAAAAUCCCGACGAAGGUGAAAGGUUUAAAGAAAUUUCUCAUGCUUAUGAAAUUCUUUCCGAUCCUGAAUCUCGGGCUCAAUAUGAUCGAUUCGGUGAAGAAGGACCAGGAGGAGGUUAUGGAGGUGGCAUGUCUGCUGACGAUCUUUUUGCAAACUUGUUUGGUGGCACGUUUAAUUUUGGAGGUGAAGCAGAUUUUGGUUAUGACAUUCCACGUCGUUCACGUAAAGGAGAAAGUAUAAAAUAUCCACUUUCUGUUAAGCUUGAAGACCUCUAUCUUGGAAAAAAAACAAAACUUGCUUUAGAAAAGAAUGUGAUUUGUUCCAACUGUGAAGGUAAGGGAGGUAAAACAGGUGCAACAAAAAAAUGCAGUGCCUGUAAAGGUCGUGGUUUCCAAUUAGCUAUGCGCCAAGUAGGUAUGGGUAUGAUUCAACAAAUGCAAGUUCCUUGUGGAGAGUGUGAUCAUACUGGUUCUGUAGCAAAGGAUAGAUGUAAAAAAUGUAAGGGCAAAAAGGUGACAGUAGAAAAGAAGUUUCUUGAAGUCUUUAUCGAAAAGGGUAUGGAAAAUGGCCAAAAGAUUGUUAUGAAAGAAGAGGGCGAUCAAGAGCCUGGAAUUGAACCUGGAGAUGUUAUCCUUGUUUUGAAUCAAAAGGAACAUGAAGUAUUUAAACGUAAAGGAAAUGAUUUGCUUGUGAAAGUCAAGAUUUCAUUAACAGAAGCACUUUGUGGAUUUGAUCGAGUCAUUAUAACGCAUUUAGACGGUCGUGGUAUUCAGGUGAAACAACCUGCAGGCAAAGUGAUUAAACCGGGUAUGAUAAAGCGUAUUCCUAAUGAGGGUAUGCCUACCUAUAAACGUCCUGAUACACAUGGUGAUCUUUAUAUUGAAUUUGAUGUUGAAUUCCCUCCUGAUAACUUUACUAAUCAGCUUGUUCAACUGGAAUCUAUCUUACCUAAGCGUACAAAGCAAACUUCUUCGCAAGAAAUUAUUGAUGAAUGUGGUUUAAUUGAUGCUUCAAUUGAAGCUUUUGGAGCAUCUAGUUAUUCACGUAAUGCAUACGAUGAAGAUGCUAGUGAUGAUGAUGAACAAAAUGGUGGUGUUCGUUGUGCUCAGCAGUAAAUAAAAUUACUAAUAAUACACUUGUACAUUUAUUGUAAUAAUAAAUAUAUAUCUAUAUGUAAAUAAACAUUAUGUAUUUAUAUAUGUAUACUGAAAGCCUAUCUAUUUUAUCUUUUAACGAAUAAAUACACAUACAAUAAAUGAAAAAAAGGGAAAAUAAUGACAAGAUAUACACCGCUGGUUUUCCAUUUACCGCGAUAUAUUUAUAAACAUAUAAAACGUAUUUAAAUACGUACAUGAAGCUAUACUUCUAAUGAAAUGUGUGGCAGCGUAUUGUCGAGGCGUAUCUUUCCUCUUCUCUUACUACCCAUCUGCUUCUAUUAUACAAGUAUCUUGACAGUCAACAAACAUGAAGCAUA